UAACUGAACUAAUUAGGGAAUGGGAAACAGGUGACUAGACACAAAGGCAGGCUGGCAGUGAUUGGCUGGGAAAGACAGUGGGAGUAAGGCAGGGCUAAUGAGGGAUAAUGCCAGGCAGGUGUGAAGGGACGGCAGACUGAGGAAAAGAGCACUAAGACAAGGGCAGGGCUAACUAGGGUGAAUGCAGGGCAGGUGUGAGGAGUACAUGAACACAGGAGGAGAAAACCAAAAACACAACAAGCACAGACCGACCAACAAAGGCAACCCAAAUGAGGGUAUCUGAUGGACAAUGACAACCAGGGAAUUCAAAAGAACAAAAACACAGCACUGCAGCAGCCAAUUAUCUGCCCUUACUCAAAUUCAGCUGGGAUGCUAAGUGACACGAGUCAAUGCAGACUGUGCCAUCAAGACUACCUACAUGUCCACUAGUCUUGACACAUCACUGCCAAAUUGACAGUGAGUGACAUUGAGGAUCCUCUGCCAGAGUUUGAAGGUCAUGUCGAUAUUGAAGAAUUCUGGCAAUCUGUUGACCAAGAAGUUGUUUACAGAGGCUUUUUAUAAAACCGAGCUCUCACAAUCCCCCAGGGGACCCGAGAGAGAGUCUGCGUGCUCCGUGUGAUGAUCAGCGAGUCUUAGAGAGAUCCUGACAGCCAAUCAUCUGUCUUCUAGUGCCGUCCUGCUUGGCUUCACAUUUCAGGAGGGUGCCAUUUCUUAUAUUCCUGCCUGGAGAGCUGUUUCAUGUUUGGAAUGGACUGGUGGUUUUUCUUUGCCCUGACACACUGCGGAAAGUGACUCUGAUAGAUCUGCGCUGUGUUUAUUAGGGGGGGAAAUCUGCAGAGCUUUGUUUCCAGCCAUCUAUGGAUGCUCAAGUGUAAAAAAAAAAAAAAAAAAAAAAAAAAAUUCACCCCGCUUCCAAAAUCAGCCUAGAUUAGUUACAGAAGAAGCAUUUCCUUGUACUUUUCUCCCCUCUCCUUCACUAGCCGCAGUGUAAAGAGGAAAGUUUCCCAUUAAAAAUGUUCCCAGACCCGGCUCUGUUAGUGUGGAGAAAAUACAUUAGGGGAGUUAAUGUGAUUUUGGCUGAGCAGAUUAGAAAUGUCUUUCAUGGUCACAUUCCAAUAUUAGUCCAGAGCUAAGCCUCAAUAUGUGUUUCUUUUGUGCUUAACCUCAUAAUGUCAAGAGACCCAUAGUCACUUCUGGCAUGGAUAUUCACUUGCGCUGCCAGCAAAGUUAGCUGCUCCAUUCCUCUAAAGCCGUGUGGAAAAGGAGGGGUUAGGGGAAUAACAUGUGGCAAGGAGGAACAUGGGUGUAAAAAUGGACAUUUGAUAGAUGUUUUUAGCAACGACGGCUUGGAAUGGCACAUUGAAAUGCUCCCCUACCCCACUCUUACUCACUCCAGUUCGUACUCGAGCACAUGUUGCAAACUCCCCGAUGAGUGACGUGGCACAGUCAGACGGGCAACGUGUGCACACACACAAGCAGACAGUCGAUGGCCUCGCUGAUGAUCUGUCCUAACAGACUGAGUCUUGGUCAUCAGCCGGAACCAAAUCCUCAGAGUAAACAUGAGUGGUGACUGAUCCACAUUCAGUUUAAAUGACCUCCAUGCCGCUGCUGCAUCUCACCGAGGGAAUUCAAACGCCUCAAUCACACUGCACUCUCUCCUAACUCAAUCCAAGAGGGAUUAAGCAACCAAAUCAAUUAGAAGCUGCGGCUAAGAAGCAAAACUCUCCUACUAGCCCCCCCCCCCCACUUACUCUCUCUCUCUCCAUGUGCAGCCAAAAACAAAAGGUGCUUAAGUACAUUAUAUAUAGUAGGAGUGGUCACUGGCUUGUAAUUAUAAUUAAUAACAGUUGGGUAAUUGGAACCACUUUCCUGCUAUAUAUUAAACUUCUACAGCACAUAUGACUCAGAACCCAAAGGUCUAUUUAAUUCUAUUAAAAGAAACACAUUCAACUACUACUUAGACAGUAUGGGCUAGACUCAAUAGAGGCUGUUCAAAUCUCUUUUUGUGUCUAAUCCGUGACUUUUCUACCCUCUCUCUUCCUCCCUGUUCUCCCUUCUCUUUCUCGACUAAAUCUUUGUCUGUAUGCAGAGCCUGUUCUUGCCUCUCUUUACACUUUUCUCCCUCCUGUUUUCCCCCCGCGUUCACCGCAUCUCUCUAGCCCUGGGAAGAAUACAGAAGUUCUGAGGGAAACAAGUGUGCUCCGGCGGCAGGAUGAGAGGACCGGUGCUGUUGUUGAGUGAAUCCUCGGUUUCCCUUUCUGUCUCUCUCUCGCUCUCUGUCUGUCUCCCUCUCUCUCUCUCUCUCUCUCUCUCUCUCUCUCUCUCUCUCUCUCAGUCUGUCUCCUCCUAGUCCAAGAGAAUCAAAGGAGAUCAGCUUUCUUAGAGCCCUGUCUUAGAGGGGUUUGACUACAGAGGAAGGAGAGCAAGGAAGUGGGGGAGGAUAUUCAUCUGAUAGAAGUAACUCAGAGGGCAGCAUCAGACAACAUCAGAUGAAUGAAUCAUCCGUCAACGCAAUGAGGGAAUAAUAGGAGCUCCCUCUCACUAGGUCGAAGUGACUGCUGUACCUUCCAUUACGACUGAGACAUGAGUGAUUGCCUUGGAGAUGGAAGAUGUAUGUAGGUGUUUGGACUACAGUCCCUGUGUCAAGAUAAGCAAGGCUGACAGAUCGGUGUUAUAUAACAACAAGAACAGUAUCAUCAACACCUUCCUCAUCAUCAUCUCUAGAGGCAGAGGGCUACCUGUAGAAUAAGUGGAGCAACUUCUGGGCAAGCUUAUACUGUCCAGACUGUCAGCGGUCACCUUGUACCUUGUGGAUCUACCAUUAAGCCACUCAGCCAAACAGACUCCUGUGUAGAAGGCGGGUCAGAGCUUCAGUGUGGGAGAAAUCCAGGGGCCCAUCAUCAGUUGCGCUGAGUGAGCCGAGCUGAGAGAUGCGCGUUCACUGAGCCGGGGGAAGGAGGACCGCUGCCGUUCCCUCAAUAACCUCCUCAUCACCAGCAUCAGCAUCUCACCACCCCGGACAGACUAUAAUUAAAAAGCACUACGGUUUCUGGAUGGAAUUUUGCUCUGGAAUAUUAUAAUUUACAGUAUUUAUACACAGGCUUUAUCCAUCCGGAAUCGUCUCUCUGCACAAAAAGUUCUGUCUGGCAGUGUGUUUGAAGCUGGAGAUCAAACCAUGGGGCAUGGAACUGGACCAACGAUGAAGGUUGUGUUCUUCAAUCCAGGAAGUCGCCUCAAAGAAAAAUCCCAAGAUGCAGCUCUGAAUCACUGACAAAACACACAAAGGAUCACCUUCAUCUGAGCACUCUCACCUGUCCUCUUUAUGUGGAAAUUGGAUAUUUUCCCAUAUAUCUCUGCCUAGACUUGGCUGGAAGAUUAGAUUCUAUCAAUUAUCAACAUUAGAUCUGCCUCAAAAAAAUAAACAAAACAAAACAAAAAAAAAACAAACGGAUAUUGCAUUCUCCGCUUGACUGUAAAAUUAUUUAUGUGGAAUAUAAUAUUCAACAGAUAAAUCUUGGAGCACAGACAUAAUCAGAUGUUAUUAUCACUUUGAGGAUCUAUCCCCAGUUAUAACCCUCUUCUGGUGCAGCCUGUUAUUCUCUACGAUGAAUCCCAACAGCCUACCUGGGCAUGUCCUCUUGCUGCUAAGUACCAUCCUGGGCCUGAGCGUAGGCUUGGAGUUUACUGGCUCUGAAGGUCAGUGGGCUCGCUACCUGCGCUGGGAUGCCAGCUCCAGAAGUGACCUGACAUUUCAGUUUAAGACUUCAGAAUCGGACGGCCUGGUGCUCUACUUCGACGACGGCGGAUAUUGCGACUUUCUGCUUCUCACCGUAUCCGAGGGUAAGCUGCAACUUUGCUUCAGCAUCGACUGCGCCGAGACCACCAUCACCUCUGACAAGAUGGUCAAUGACAGCCGCUGGCACUUUGCUGCCAUCAACAGGCACAAUUUGCGGACUGGCUUGGCCGUGGACGGCCAGACCAAGACGGAAGAGGUGCGGCCUCAGCGACAGUUCAUGAAGAUCGUUAGUGACCUCUUCCUCGGAGGGCUCCCUGGGGACAUCCGCCCAUCUGCCAUCACCUUACCCUCUGUCCGUGAGCUACCACCAUUCAAGGGAAUUAUCACAGAUCUCAGUUAUGGAAGUAAGCUGCCCACGCUCAUCAAUAGUCAGAAAGUACGCUUGGAGAUGAUGGGCCUUUGCACAGAGAACCCCUGUGAGAAUGACGGGAUCUGCUCGCUGGCAGAUGGAGAAACCUACUGUGACUGCUCCAAAACUGGAUUUGUAGGUCGAUACUGCACUGAAGCAGUCCAGAGAAAACCAGGCCUCGCACACCUGAAGGCAGAGCAAGGUAGAAGCAAAGCGAGGGAGGAGAACGUGGCGACCUUCCGAGGCUCGGAGUACUUCUGUUACGACCUUUCGCAGAACCCCAUCCAGAGCAGCAGCGACGAAAUCACGCUGUCCUUCAAGACCUGGCAACGCAACGGCCUCCUCCUCCACACGGGGAAAUCCGCAGACUAUGUCAACCUCGCACUAAAAGAUGGGGCCGUUUCCCUCGUCAUCAAUCUGGGUUCCGGGGCCUUUGAGGCCAUCGUUGAGCCAGUCGGUGGAAAAUUCAAUGACAACGCCUGGCAUGACAUCAAAGUGACACGCAACCUGAGACAGGUGACUAUCUCCGUUGAUGGGAUCCUCACCACCACUGGCUACACCCAGGAAGACUACACCAUGCUGGGCUCCGAUGAUUUCUUCUACGUGGGUGGGAGCCCCAGCACUGCAGACCUGCCUGGAUCUCCAGUUAGCAACAAUUUCAUGGGCUGCCUCAGAGAGGUGGUGUACAAGAACAACGAUAUCCGCCUGGAGCUGUCCCGCCUCGCCCGUAUCGUGGACCCCAAGAUGAAACUCCAGGGCGACGUGGUCUUCAAGUGCGAAAACGUUCCCACCCUCGACCCCAUCAACUUCGAGACCCCCGACUCCUACUUGGCUUUGCCAAAAUGGAACACCAAGCGCGUCGGCUCCAUCUCUUUUGACUUCCGCACCUCCGAACCCAACGGACUGAUACUCUUCACCCACGGCAAGCCCCAGGACCGACGGGACGCCAAGGGUCAGAAGAACAACAAGGUGGACUUCUUUGCUGUGGAGCUGCUGGAUGGAGGACUUUACCUGCUGCUGGACAUGGGCUCCGGCACCAUCAAGGUCAAAGCCACUCAGGCUAAGGUCAAUGACGGCGUCUGGCACCAUGUGGACAUCCAGAGAGAUGGUCGCUCAGGCAUUAUCUCAGUAAACAGCCGCCGGACCCCAUUCACAGCCAGCGGGGAAAAUGAGAUCUUGGACCUGGAGGGGGACCUUUAUCUGGGUGGUCUGCCAGACAACCGGGUGGGUUUGGUGCUGCCCACUGAGCUCUGGACCGCUAUGCUGAACUACGGUUACGUGGGCUGCGUCCGGGAUUUGUUCAUUGACGGACGCAGCAAGGACAUCCGUCAGAUAGCUCUGUCCCAGAACGUGACGGGCAUCAAGUCUUCGUGUAGUAAAGUGACGGGGAAACAGUGCGACAGCAACCCUUGCAAGAACAACGGGGUGUGUAAGGAAGGAUGGAACCGCUUCGUCUGUGACUGCACUGGGACCGGCUUCUGGGAUAGUACCUGUGAGAGAGAGGCAUCGAUCCUGUCUUACGACGGCAGCAUGUACAUGAAGGUCGUGAUCCCGAACGUCAUGCACACCGAGGCCGAGGACGUCUCCCUCCGCUUCAUGUCCCAGAGGGCGUUCGGCCUGCUCAUGGCCGCCACGUCCCGCGAGUCGGCGGACACGCUGAGACUGGAGCUGGACAGCGGGAGGGUCAAACUGACGGUCAACUUAGACUGUGUCAGGAUAAACUGUAACACCAGCAAGGGCCCUGAGGUUCUUUAUGCCGGACAAAAGCUCAACAACAAUGAAUGGCACUCAGUGCGAGUGGUCCGACGCGGUAAAAACUUCAAACUUACUGUGGAUAACGACAUGGCUGAAGGUCAGAUGGCAGGUGACCACACCCGUCUAGAGUUCAACAACGUGGAGACAGGGAUCUUGACCGAGAGACGCUUUGUCGCCUCUGCUCCCUCCUCCUUCAUUGGGCAUCUUCAGAGCCUCAAGUUCAAUGGCAUGCAGUACAUCGACAUGUGCAAGAACGGGGACAUCGACUUCUGCGAGCUCAACGCCCAUUUCGGCAUGAGAUUCAUCAUCGCCGACCCGGUGACCUUCAAGACAAAGGGCAGCUACCUGGGCUUGGCCACUCUGCAGGCCUAUACCACAAUGCAUCUCUUCUUUCAGUUCAAAACCACCUCGCCCGACGGCUUCAUCAUCUUCAACAGCGGAGACGGGAACGACUUCAUCGCUGUGGAACUGGUCAAAGGGUUUAUCCACUAUGUGUUCGACCUGGGUAAUGGGCCAAGUCUGUUGAAGGGGAACAGUGACAACCCACUGAACGAUAACCAGUGGCAUAAUGUGGUCAUCACGAGAGACGCUUCCAACAUACACACGCUGAAAGUGGAUUCAAAAUCGGUCACCCAGAAUGUCAACGGAGCCAAGAACCUCGACUUAAAAGGCGACCUGUUCAUCGGAGGUCUGGGACCCAACAUGUAUCAGAACCUCCCUAAGCUGGUGGUUUCUCGGGAAGGCUUCCAGGGCUGCUUGGCGUCAGUUGACCUCAACGGGCGCCUGCCAGACCUCAUCAACGACGCCCUUUUCCGCAGCGGGCAGAUUGAACGCGGCUGUGAAGGCCCGAGUACGACCUGCCAGGAGGACUCGUGCGCCAACAUGGGCGUGUGUAUCCAGCAGUGGGAGAACUUCACUUGCGACUGCUCUAUGACGUCUUAUUCGGGGACUCACUGCAACGACCCUGGCACCACCUACAUCUUCGGUAAAGGAGGGGGUCUGAUCACAUACACAUGGCCCAAUAAUGAAAGGCCGAGCACACGGACGGACCGGCUGGCUGUGGGCUUUAGCACUACCAUCAAAGACGGCAUCCUGGUCCGCAUCGACAGCGCCCCACGUCUGGGUGACUACAUCAUGCUCCACAUCGAGCAAGGGAAAGUAGGUGUGACUUUCAACAUUGGGACAGUGGACAUCAGUGUUAAGGAGAUGAACACAGCAGUAAACGAUGGUAAAUACCAUUUGGUUCGAUUCACCAGGAACGGAGGCAACGCCACCUUGCAGGUGGACAACUGGCCAGUCAACGAGCACUUUCCCACAGGCAACAGCGACAUUGAGCGCUAUCAAAUGGCAAAUAAGAAAAUCCCGUUCAAAUAUACCCGGCCAGUAGAAGAUUGGCUUCAGGAGAAAGGCCGACAGCUGACAAUCUUCAACACCCAGGCCACUAUCUCCAUCGGUGGAAACGACCGGAAGCGGCCCUACCAGGGCCAGCUCUCCGGCCUUUACUACAAUGGCCUCAAAGUCCUCAACAUGGCCGCCGAAGGCCACGCCAACAUCAAGGUGAACGGCAGCGUGAGGCUGGUGGGCGACGUGCCGGCCAGCAGAGGCGCAGCACGCACCACCACCUCCGUGCCGCCAGAGAUGUCCACCACCUUUAUCGAGACCACGACCACCCUGUCUACCACGACCACUCGCAAGCAGCGCUCACCACCUACCAUUCAGACGACAGAUGACAUUGUUUCAUCGGCGGAGUGCUCCAGCGACGACGAGGACCUGGAAGAGUGUGACUCCGGACAUGCAGGAGGGGAGCUAGUCAUCCCCGUGCUAGUCGAGGACCCCAUAGACAUCCCUUCUGUAUCCACCCGUUCUCCCUUCAUCCCCCUUCCCCCAACCCUCCGCCCCGUCCUCACCAUUAUUGAGACCACCAAAGAAUCCUUGGCCAUGGCCACUGAGGCGGGGGUACCUUGCUUGUCGGACCGAGGCAGCGAUGAUUGUGAUGAUGGUGAUGGUGGUGAUGAUGGUGAUGAUGAUGAUGAUGAUGGCAUGGUGAUUUCGGGGUUUGGCUCUGGCGAAGCUUUCGACUCUAGCCUGCCCCCGACUGACGAUGAAGAUUUUUACACCACCUUCUCCCUGGUAACAGAUAAGAUCUUGACCACAUCAACCUAUGAAGGCGGCUACAAAGCCCUCGCGCCCAAGUGGGAGGCCAAGGACUUGAGGCCUAGCAAAGCCUCUGAGGCAGGUAGGACUACACCCACCUUGCCUCUGCCCGACCUCCGUGGCACGCCUCCUGUGGCGGUCCCCUCAGACACGCCGCCCAAGCUGCCUGCCGGGAAAAUGAACAACCGCGAGGUAAAACCCCAACAGCCGGACAUAGUCCUGCUGCCCCUGCCCACGUCCUUCGAUCUGGACGGCACCAAGCCACGGGGCCCCUUCAUAACCUCGCCCAUGCUGCGCACGGUGCCCGCUGCCUUGCCCACGGUGCCCGGUGUGGUGCGACGAGUACCCCCGGGGGCCUCCGAGGUGAUCCGGGAAUCCAGCAGUACCACGGGCAUGGUGGUGGGCAUUGUCUCAGCCGCUGCCCUCUGCAUCCUCAUCCUCCUCUACGCCAUGUACAAGUACAGGAACAGGGACGAGGGUUCCUACCAGGUGGACGAGACGCGCAACUACAUCAGCAACUCUGCGCAGACCAAUGGCGCUGUGGUGAAGGAUAAAACACCCAGCAGCAGCGCUAAAGGCAGCGCCAGUAGCAAGAGACCGAAAGACAAGGACAAGGAAUAUUAUGUAUAGAAAUCAAAAGUCAUUUCCCAACACAUAAAAAAAUAAACUGUUUGGAACAAAGAUAUAAACAUUUUGACAGUACCAUAUUGGCAACUGUGAUUAAAAAAGGAUGAAACCUCUUUAGAACUCAAGACUUUCUGAGUCACUGAAACAUUUACAAAAGAACUUUGGCUUAUGGAAGCACACUUACUAUUGUAAGCAUUACGGAGAGACAAUGCAGUACCACUUCAUCGGGACUCGACAUGAACCUUUUUAAGGAGUCCCUGCUGGAGACAUUUGGCAGUGUGAAUAACAUCACGACCCCAAGUGACUGUCAGAGGUGUGUGAUCCUUGGAGUUCUAAUGACCUUGUCCAUUGUAACCCUGUAAAAUACGAUCACUGUCAUUUCGGCCAUUCUGAGCAUGCAUGUGAGGUGUAUGUGAUGUGGUGCUGGCAUCUGUGUAAGUGAGGGACCUCAAGAAAUAAUGAUUGUCGGGAGAGUUGGAAGUCAAAAACAUGAUUUCGCAUUACAAAUGGUUUCAUUAAAUGUAGCUUUCAUGGAUGCGAUAUGAGGUAAAGUAUAUGUGUACUUAAAGUUGUCUUUAAUUUCUAAUUUUGUUUUUUUGUUUUUUUUAUUCAUUUAUUGAAUCUAGGAGUUUCUUUGUUUUUUUAUUGUAAAAGGAUGAUGUCCAGUCAGGGUUGGCUAGGCAGUGCUCAGCAGGAUGUGAUACAGUAAUGUAUCUCAAUAUUCUUCUCUCCCUCCCUCCCGCCUCAGCUAAGGAUUGGACUGCUAUGCAUGGCAUCCAAAUUCACGAUGGUGUUCAAGUGUGAAAAAGUGGAUCCACCAGGCAAAAUGCUACAUUGUUAUUUCUCUGAAUUUUAAAUCUCUGAUAGCAUUUUCCUUUAGUUUCAUUUCAUUUUCAUUUUGUCCAGUUUUUUUUUUUUUUUUUUUUAACAUUUCCUGAGAUGCUGUGGCAAAAAAAAUACAUCAUCAUAAUUUGUGUCUGGCGGAGAAUUAACUGUCGCAAUCUUAAAAAAGAAAAUAUCCAGGCUAAAGACUUACUGCAGUGUGAACAAGUGUGAUUCUAUCUGUUGUCACAGACGACUGUGUCAAAAACAGCAAAUAUGUUUACAUAUUUUAUUACAUCAUAGCCGUUGUGCUUUGCAGGUCAAUAUUGUACAGAAAAUUCAAGUUUCUGUUGGUUGUUUUUUUAUCCUCUUCUUGUAUAGACAGACCAUUUGAUUUGAUUUUACUGCUGUAGCAACAUGACAGAAAAAAAAAAAAACAACAUUUUUAUUCUUUUACCAGGAAUCCCUGGAGAUAAAAAAUGAUGUGCACAGGAACAUUUGUUUAGGCGGGGAGCAAAUGUUGUUAGAUUAGACGUCUAGUCUCUCUGGAUGGUGUUUCUCUAAGUCGCAUGAAUAUUUGACCAUCGGAAGCUGUCAAUCAAAUAGAAAAACACCUCCCUCGGAUCUUGUACUAGGGACUCCUCAUUAUUCUGAAAUUACUUUCAUGUUAUUUAUUUUUUUAUUGGAAAUUUAAAAAACAGAACAAGAGAAUAAAGACAGAUUAUGAUGGAUUUGGAGAUCUAUUGCUAGCACCUUACUGAUUUACAGGUGUUUUCUUUUGUUUCUUUCAUUUUUUUUUUUUUUUUUUUUUUUAACUGUGACGUCAA
Molecule: messenger RNA, 10330 nt
Organism: Thunnus maccoyii (southern bluefin tuna)
Lineage: Eukaryota; Metazoa; Chordata; Actinopteri; Scombriformes; Scombridae
Product: neurexin-3b-like
Exons: 31
Coding region: 3606-8684 (1692 amino acids)
Source: RefSeq, a predicted model, not a curated record